GCAGAACAUCCUGAAGCAAAGUUCACAUUCACAGAAGAGGUCUGACAGAGAGCAGUUGUUCUUUCGGUUUUUAUUCUCUUUCAUCGGAGCAUCUGCAGCCAUGGCGAGGCCGAGUUAUGGAUAUUACCGAGGCACCAUAUUUCUGGCCAUGUUUGUUGGCUACACACUCUACUACUUUAACAGAAAAACCUUCUCAUUUGUCAUGCCCUCUCUGAUGCAGGAAAUUGAGUUGGAUAAGGAUGACCUGGGCAUGAUCACCAGCAGUCAGUCUCUGUCCUAUGCCAUGAGUAAAUUCAUCAGUGGCGUUCUCUCAGACCAGAUCAGUGCUCGCUGGCUCUUCUCCAUUGGCUUGUGCACUGUGGGAGGCAUCAACAUGGUCUUCUCUUGGUCUUCCACUGUUGCUAUCUUCUCUGUCCUCUGGUUUUUCAAUGGCCUCGGUCAGGGCCUCGGCUGGCCUCCAUGUGGCAGGGUGCUGCGCAAGUGGUUCGAGCCAUCUCAGUUUGGGACAUACUGGGCGGUCCUCUCCUGCAGCAUGAAUCUGGCCGGCAGCCUGGGCCCCAUCAUUGCCACAGUCCUGGCCCAGACCUACAGCUGGAGGACAAUCCUGUCAGUGUCUGGAAUGAUCUGUGUGGCAUUCUCCUUCGUCUGUCUGCUCCUCAUCAAGAAUGAGCCCAAGGAUGUAGGUCUGCCUAAUAUAGAGGCAGCAGCCAAACACAGUAAAGGAGGAUCCCCCAGUGAUGAGAGCACUCUGUCAGAGUUCCUGCUGUCCCCCUACCUUUGGCUGCUCUCUGUCUCCUACCUGGUGGUGUUUGGGGUGAAGACAGCCUGCACUGACUGGGGCCAGCUGUUCCUCAUUCAAGACAAGGGCCAGUCUACACUCAUGGGUAGCUCAUACAUGAGUGCCCUUGAGGUUGGAGGCUUGUUGGGCAGUCUGGCAGCAGGAUACAUCUCUGAUAAGGCUGUGGCCACACAUGGCAAAAAGAUUUACGGCAAUCCCCGCCAUUUCAUCCUGAUCUGCAUGAUGGUUGGGAUGUUUGUGUCCAUGUACCUAUUCAGAGUCACAGUCACCUCAGACAGCUCAACGGUGUGGAUACUUAGCCUGGGUACUGCCUUUGGUUUUUCCUCCUAUGGACCAAUAGCAUUGUUCGGAGUUAUAGCCAAUGAGAGUGCCCCAUCCAACUACUGUGGAACAUCCCAUGCAAUCGUGGCCCUGAUGGCCAACAUUGGGGGGUUCAUGUCUGGGCUGCCAUUCAGCACCAUUGCCAAGCACCAUGGCUGGGAAAUGGCCUUCUGGGUUGCAGAGAUUUCAUGUGGUGCUACCACUAUUGGAUUCUUUUUGCUCCGUAACAUUCGAACAAAGAUGGGUCACGUGCCAAAGAAGGCGGAUUAAAAUGGAGCUUUGUUUGGUAGUUUCAGUAGAACCACUGCCCCCCUCCUCCUCCUCCAUUACAUCUCAUCGAUGUCCAGGUUCAGCUCCUUCAUCGCCAUCUCAUUGGUGUCUAGGUCAAGCUCUUCAGGAAUCUCAUUCUCAUCUUAUCCUACUCAACCACCAGUGCCUAGACUCCAUGGGGGGAGGGGGGGGUUAUCCUGCUGCUGGCCUCUUCAGGUUCAUAAAAACAUCACCAUGGAGUCUAUUCACCAGACAGUUCACAGUCUCAAACAUUUACAAACUUGUAACAUAAAUGACUGUUAGUCAUAUGAGUCCCUCCUGACUGUUCACAGCUUCCUUUACCCCAGAGCAAACUGGACACUCUGAGCAAUCAUUGUAUUUGCAGUUUUUUCAUACUUGAUUUUUUAAUAUAUGUUGUCAGUCGGUCUCACAACACAUUGUCAUAACUGAAAGCUCUGAGAGGUGUUUUUUAAAUCCUGUUCUGAAUAAAUGUUUCUAUACAUUGUUUUACCGUGAAUAAAACAAACUCAAUCAUGAAAAAUUAACAAAUUAACAUGAUCAUAUAUCCAUGUUUAAAAACAUUCUUUUUAACACUUAGAAAAUUCUCCUUGUCUUGUAAAAGUGUGGCCAGAGGCUUUUAUAAACAGGUUAUUAUUUUAUUUCUGUAAACUGAAGUAACAUCAUACAAUAAUUCCACAUGAAUGAAGCCAAAAUAGCAGUUUCAUGCAGGCUGUCAUUUUAUUCUCACAUAUUUACACAACAUGUAUUUACACAGUGUGAAUUCCCUGUUUGAAAAAUGAUUUAAACAUUUUUUUCUUCACCA
Messenger RNA from Cheilinus undulatus (humphead wrasse), 2213 nucleotides. It is a transcript of the gene slc37a4a, whose product is annotated as solute carrier family 37 member 4a. The record is from RefSeq and is a predicted model, not a curated record. Gene Ontology annotation, biological process: glucose-6-phosphate transport; phosphate ion transmembrane transport. The coding region runs from base 101 to 1390 and encodes 429 amino acids. Gene Ontology annotation, molecular function: glucose 6-phosphate:phosphate antiporter activity. The transcript is spliced from 9 exons. Lineage: Eukaryota; Metazoa; Chordata; Actinopteri; Labriformes; Labridae. Gene Ontology annotation, cellular component: endoplasmic reticulum membrane.